Linum trigynum is the source of this 2643-nucleotide messenger RNA. The record is from the annotation of a GenBank genome assembly. Lineage: Eukaryota; Viridiplantae; Streptophyta; Magnoliopsida; Malpighiales; Linaceae.
CCACAUUCUACCACAAUCAAUCCACACACACACACACUCACUCUUCCCCUUCCUCUUCCCCUUCCCCUUCUUUCAGUUUCCCUAGCAGGCCUCUUCAGUCCGGCGAGCACAAAACCGUUAAUAAAAAUGGCAAGCAGAGGAUGAUCAACCGUCGUCACCCACAACCGCACCCCAAGUCAUCAUGUCGGCGCUGACGUCGUAUUCCGAUUGCUUCUCGGACCUCCUGUGCGAGGAGGACUCAUCGGAGAUCUUCUCCGGCGAGUCGCCGGCGGAUUGCUCGUCGGACAUCGAGUCGUCAUCCUGCUCGGAGGAAUCCAUCGCCUGUUUCAUCGAGGGCGAGGACCGGUUCGUGCCCGGAUUCGGCUACUUGGCCCGCUUCCACUCCCAGUCUCUCGAUGCCUCCGCUCGUGAGGAAGCUGUUGCAUGGAUUCUCAAGGUCCGGGCGUAUUACAACUUCGCUCCCCUGACGGCGUAUCUCGCCGUCAACUACCUCGAUCGGUUCCUUUAUUCCCGCCGCUUGCCGCAAACGGAUGGAUGGCCGUUACAGCUGCUAUCGGCGGCAUGCUUGUCGCUGGCGGCGAAGAUGGAGGAGCCGAUGGUUCCGGCGCUGCUGGAUCUACAGGUGGAAGGCGCCAAGUUCGUAUUCGAACCAAGAACGAUCGGACGGAUGGAGCUUCUGGUCCUGACGGAGCUGGAUUGGAGGCUGCGGUCCGUAACUCCGUUUAGUUUCAUUGGGUUCUUUGCAUGGAAGCUGGACCCCACCGGGAGUUACUCCGGCUUCCUCGUUUCAAGAGCUACGGAUAUCAUCUUGUCGAAUAUCCAAGAGGCUAGCUUCGUGGAGUAUCGGCCGUCGAGCAUCGCCGCCGCGGCAGUACUAUGUGCCGCCGACGAGAUCCCAAGCUUGUCUCUCGCCAAUCCCGAACACGCCGAGUCUUGGUGUGAUGGGCUAAGCAAAGAGAAAAUCUUGAGCUGCUACCGGCUAAUGCAAGAGCUGGAGCAGGAAGCUGGCAGCAGCCGGCGGUCAUCAAAAGCGGCGGCGGUACUGUCGACGCCGCCGCCGCCGCAGCUACGGGUAACGGUACUCGGUGGCAGAAAGAGGUCUAGUAAUACUUCUAAUACUGAUACUGCUACCGAGUCAUCAUCUUCGUCUUCUUCUUGUUCAUCAUCGUCAUUAUCUCCGUCUAUUAAAAGGCAAAAAUUGAGUAACUUAUUGUGGGAAGAUGGUGACAAAGGAAGCUCCGAGUGAUGGGAAGAAGGGAAUCAAAAACAAAGGAAAAAACGAGAGAAAAGAGGCGGGGAGAAGGUGGUGGUGUGGGGCAGAGAGAGGGGGAGAAAAAAAAAGUCUCUAUAUAUACAUCCAAAAAUUAUUGGCAUUUUAGAAUCCUCGGAAAUAUUUUGGUUGGAAGAUGGGUUUCGAGAGUGAAGCUGAGCCAGCAAGCAUUGACUCCAGCGAGUCGUCAUAAAUUAUACAUAAACUAUAUAUAUUAAUAUAAUAAUGUAUAUAUAUGGUUAUGGGUUUGGUGAGAGUUUGGCAGAUUUAUUGAUUUUUUUUUUUUUUUUUUGAGAGAGAGAGAGGUUGCUAGCUUUUGAAUUGGAGAGCAGCAACGGAGCUAGCUAGAGAGUAGAUAAGCCUUGCCUGCCUGGCUGCCUUGCCACUUUGAUUAAUAUUGAUGGCAUUGCAGAUUUCCCAUUGGUGGGGAGAGAAGGAGAGGCAAUUUUUUUCGGUAUUCUUAUUCUUGUGUGAGAAAGUCAGUGAAGGAAAGGAAGAAAAAAGAGAGAAAGAAAGCUGUCAAAGAAGUGGGUUGUAGUUCAAUGGCAGCAUCAAUCGACUAUUGAAAAACAAGGGCGGGCUGGCUGGCUGGCAGCGUCAAUGGAGGGACCCUUUUGGUCAUUUAUUAAGGCGGAACUUUCAAAAUGGGUUCGGCAGAAAUCGGAUUUGAUGUGUGCAGUGCAAGCGAGCAAGUCUAUGGUAUGGAGAGACUAAUGGAAUGGAAGUCUACAUUACUGCUGCGACUGUGCUGCUGCAAGCAACAAACAAAUAGUUGCAUGGUGGCUUCAUCGAUCAAUGCCCUGUUGAUAAGGAAACGUUUCGAGAAGAGUGGAUUUGUGAUGGGAGGCCCAAGACUGUGUGUGUGUGCGCUUUUUCCAUGGCGGUGGUGCAACAACAUCCUGGGCUCGUCAUCACACGUGUGUAUGUGUGCUUUUUUGGCGGGAAACUUUUUUGGAACCCCUUUUUUUUUUGUUACUCAUAAAACAUACUAGAGAAAGAAGACUCCUUCCGGUCCUUUUUAGUUUUUACCUUCCCACGGCCACGGGCGUCGGCGGUGGUGAAUGGAGUUAGUAUACGUGUGCGUGUGUAUGUAGAAUCUUUUUAUUUUUUCUGUUUAAAUUUUGUAUUUUUUUUAUUUUUUUAAUUUGGUUUGGAAGAUGGAGGAGAUUAAGGAUCUCUCUUCCAAAAGAAAGGAGAGGGAGGGGGGCCCUCAUUGAAACAAACCCCUGAUAAAAAAAAAACAAAUACAAGAAGAAGAAAUGAAAGGGUCUUUGGGGCCUUUUGUGUUCAUUCAUCCAUGGCGUGGUUUGUUUACUUUCCUUUGUAAUCGUAUCCCAUCAGAUUUUGAUCGACAAUAAAUAAAUAAUAAUAAA